AUGAGAAAAGCAAGGGCUGUGGCAAGAGUGCCAAAGCUUACCCACUUUAGGAACUCCAUGUUUGUCGCUGCCUAUCGAGAAGUCAAGUAUGCUAAACGUCUGUUGGCGCCUGCGGUUCUUGGCAGUCAAGCGCCUUGUCAGGCACACCACACCACCGCUAAAAGCGUGCGCCAACAGUUUAAGAAUGCGUGUGCGUCGCCCGGCACUGAUCACAUUCGCACUCGUCGCGAGCAUUGUACCUUCGUCUGCCUUCAGGGUGGCCUUGGAAAGCUACUUGAAAUUGGAGGUGGAGCGAAGAGUGACCAGGCCUUGCAGUAUGCUGAAUUGGAUCAAGGUGGUAGCAGUCUCUCUAGUUCUGCAUUUUGUACUUUGCGAUGUUGGUUCACUUCGACGGCAAUUGUAUGUUCUCAAUGCACCACUUUUUCUUGCUUCACCCGUAGACACCGUAUCUAUCGUCUUCGGAUUCCAAGGAAUAUUGCAAAAUCUUUCCUAGAGGCCUUGGAGGCAGGGGAAGACAAUAUGCAAUUUGACGUCCUUCAGUCAUAUCGAUCGGGUGGAGGCUACAUAGAUAUCAUGGUGGGACCAUCAGCCCUGAAAGAUUUCAAACGGCUUAUCCGUAUUCACAAAGUUUCUGCACAACUUAUUGAUAGCGACGUAGAAAGGUCCAUCGGACGCUCGAAGCGGGCCAACAUGAGAGCAAUGUCAAGAAUCCGCUCACGCAGAUCAGAUGGCCACGCUAUGUCUCAUGAUGCUUACUUUCCAUUCAAUGUAAUGGAGGAUAACCUCCAUGAAAUCGUCAAAAAGGCCAAAGUUGCAACUCUUGAAGAACUUGGAAAGACUACACAAGGAAGGUCCAUAUGGCUUUUAAAGCUAACCUUACUUUUAAAGGUAUCAGCAAACAAGUCGCUCCCCAUUAUCUGGAUUGACGCAGGAAUUCAUGCUCGUGAGUGGAUCGCUCCAGCCUCGGCCCUCUACAUUAUUGAUAGGCUCCUUUCGUGGGAGGGAUCCAGAUUGCUCCAGAAAUAUCAGUUCUACGUUGCACCUGAAAUUAACCCCGACGGUUACGUAUUCAGCUUCACGAGAAAUCGUUACUGGAGAAAGAAUCGCAAUAAGACUGCACAGAGUGACUGCUACGGUGUUGACCUAAAUCGGAACUUUCCUUUCAAGUGGGGCUUCAGCGGAUCUUCAUCAAAUCCAUGUGGUGAAAUUUUCAGAGGCCUUAGCGCAGCCGAUCAAGCAGAGACACAGAGCGUAGUGAAAAAGUUAACUUCAAUCGCAAACCAAACAAAGCUGUUCAUUACACUCCACUCGUAUGGCCAGUUGAUCCUGACACCGUAUGGAUUUCAGAGAGGCUUCCAUCCAGCCAACUACGAUGAAUUGCUGCGACUGACCCUGAAGAUCAUAUACAGAAUCUGGAAGCAACACGGAGACGUGUACUCGACCGGAAGCGCUGCUGAUCUCCUCUAUGCUGCCGCGGGUGGCUCGGAUGACUUCGCCUGCGGAUCUUUGAAGAUUCCAUACACCUACACGUUUGAAUUGCCAGACCUUGGGACCUACAACUUCUUGUUACCACCAGCUUAUAUUUCACUGGUUGGUAAAGAGAUGUGGACUGCCUUGGCAACUCUCGUAGACCAUAUGAAGUAG
Messenger RNA from Hydatigera taeniaeformis, 1644 nucleotides. The record is from the annotation of a GenBank genome assembly. NCBI's taxonomy places the organism in Eukaryota, Metazoa, Platyhelminthes, Cestoda, Cyclophyllidea, Taeniidae.